This is a messenger RNA of Leptonychotes weddellii (Weddell seal), 1979 nucleotides long. NCBI's taxonomy places the organism in Eukaryota, Metazoa, Chordata, Mammalia, Carnivora, Phocidae. The record is from RefSeq and is a predicted model, not a curated record.
GGCGGGGUGCGGGACACAACAUUCAACUAAAUCCUGCCGCAGGGACACUGACGGGUGGACUCUGCUGGGGUGCCGGAUGGGGAUCACACAGCAGAAAUACCUGAUUCUGGAAUAAACCAUGAAAUCAUUCAUGUACGUUCUGGGACACACCUUUGGUGCCUUAUCAGAUGGAGCCCUUGGGCGCCUCCUUCCUGCUGAGCCCACCAGCGGAGGCCCGAUGGUUGGUGGUGUUCUGAGAGUUUCCUAAGGGUGAACUCAUUUCACGCUAACAACAACAGCACCACCACCACCAACAACCACAUCACAAGGUGUAGCAAAUUGUCUCAGAAGAAGUACAGCGGCACCCCCUCCCCCACCCCUGCAGUAAGCCGUGGUCUGGAAGCAGAUGAUCCCCCUUCGGACAUAUGGUCAGAAGACCAGGACUCGCUGAACACUGGUCACCGGGUCUGCGUCAUUCCCCUCCCUUCACCCCAUCAGGAGUGCAGGCCCUGAUCUGUCAGCGGGGGACACAUAAGUCUCUGAGGAAUGUAUCGGAACUGCCCCUUGAGUGGACAACUGGCCAGGAGUUAUGUGAGGAUGGUUGGGGUUGCCAAGAUACACUGAUCCUCAUUGAGAACGGACCCCAAGCGAGCGUGGUGAUCAACAAGGGCUGCACCUCAGUAGCGGAUCAGGAUGUCCUCAUCAGGGAGCAUAGUGCAGGCCCUGGCCUCACUGUCCUCUCUUACACCCAUGUGUGCCGGGAGAAGGACAACUGCAACAGCCUGUCCACCAGCCUCCCGCUCUGGAACCUACCCUCCACUGCAGGCCCGGGCUCCCUGAGGUGUCCAGUCUGCUUGUCUACAGAACACUGCGAGUCUGCCACAGAACUGACCUGCCCAGCCGGGAGCACGCACUGCUACCGUGGGGCAAUCAGGCUCAGGGAAGGGGAUAGCUUCAGCGUUCUGAGAGUCCAAGGAUGCACGUCCCAAGCAGGCUGCAACCUGCUCAACGGGAUUCAGAAAAUCGGGCCCAUCCAAAUGAGUGAGGACUGCAGCCCCAGUGUUAGUCUGACCUGUCAACGGGGGGUCAUGUUGUACAGCAAUCAAAACCUGUCUCGGACGCCCCUCAGGUGGACCACAGAUCACUACGAGCUUUGUAACGUUGGGGAGGUGUGUCAGGAGACACUUCUGCUCUUCGAUGUAGGACACAAAUCAAUCAUAGUAGGAAGCAAAGGCUGCAGCAAGGGCAAGAGGCAGGAUACCUCUACGAUCACCGUACACUCGGGACCCCCUGGAGUGCUGGUGGCCUCCUAUGCCCGUUUCUGCCCCUUCAACAGGUGCAACAGGGCCAGCAAUACCAGCGUCCUGUUGAACUCUCUCCCUCGUCCAGCUGCCCCUGCCCCGGGAAAUUUGCAGUGUCCCGUCUGUGUGAACAUCUUUGGAUCCUGCCCAGAAAACCCCCAAAAUGUUAUGUGCCCCCGUGGCACCACUCAUUGUUACAGUGGUUACAUUCAGAUCCAGGACGGUGGGAUACGGUCUGAUUUGAACAUUCAGGGCUGCGUGACCCAAGCUUCCAGCUCCUUGUUGAACCAUGUCCGGAAAAUUGGGGUCUUCUCUGUGACUGAGAACCCUGAGGAAAAGCUGGACGUUAUUCUCCAAGCUGGAGCAGCCCCCGUGCCCUUACUGGCUUGGGUGGUGGGGCUUGGACUAUCCCUAGCCCUCUGGUGUGGGAUGCCUCUCUGCUGACCCCAUUCCCCUAUGAUUCUUAACUCCUUGCUGACCCCCUAAACCAACCUUCCUUCUGACCUCAUAACCAAACAGCCUUGGACACUGAAUUAUUUCCUUGUCCUCUCCGUGAAUCAUCAUCCCUCAGCACACCCACAUACCUCAUGGCCUGAUAACAACAUAUAGAAGCAGCUGGGGAAAGCUGAACUUGACCUCUGGGAGAGGUCAAGAGUGGCCACAUGUGUCUGAUAAUAAAGACAUCGUCCUUUCCCUGAA